Messenger RNA from Carassius gibelio (silver crucian carp), 729 nucleotides. RefSeq lists its product as uncharacterized. The record is from RefSeq and is a predicted model, not a curated record. The transcript has 4 exons. Bases 1 to 714 code for a protein of 237 amino acids. Lineage: Eukaryota; Metazoa; Chordata; Actinopteri; Cypriniformes; Cyprinidae.
AUGGAAAAGGCCCCAUCGGAUUUAUAUCUGGGCUGCUUAAAGAUACCAUGGAGAGAGUGUUUGACAAACCUCCUGAACUUGAACGAGCGCAUCGUGCGCUUUGCCCCAAACCUGGAACAGGGCAAUCUCCAAGACCAUUCAUUGUCUGCUUCCACCGAUUUCAGGAAAAGGAAAAGGUACUUCAAUGGGCCAGAUGAUGACAGAUACCUCACAGCAGGAGACCGUGGACAGUGUAGACACUGUGGAGUGUCAAUACGGGAUCAGCCCUUGCCCUCCUCCACUUCUGAUGCUGUGACACAGUGUUAUUUGAAGCCCCCCCGAUGGUCUCGCGCUGUGCAGGUUAACCUGAAGCCCAAGAUGGUCAGCGUGGGCACACAGACGUCUUUCAGCCCACAAACCUCCACUCCCCUCGCUAGUCCUGAACAGACAGAUGAUGAAGAUGAUGAUAAUGCCUCUGUCGUUAGUGACUUAUCGUGGGUGCCCGAAGAGCCGAUGCAUGAGGAGGACUUGUUUGAUGAGGAGCCACCUUACGCGUGUGACCCCCACCACAAUGGCAUUGACAAAUUCAUUGUUUGCCAAGAGGAGCUGAUGGGCCUUUUUGCCAUCUGUCCGGCCUGUUGUGAGAGGUCAGAUAGUAGCAUCGUGCAGCAGGAAGGAACUUUUGUUAAGAUCAAGCAGGUACGGUUAUGUUUGCGCAGCAGGCCAUCUGAUUAGAAAAUCAGAAUAUCU